UUUCAACCAACUUUUCUUUCCCUCUCCCCCGACUGAAGGAAGAAAGGAAGGAGAUUACUGUCGCAGAAAAAGUACCCACGGACUCUAUUAAUUUCCCCCACUGUGAUUGGCCCUACUUCUAGUAGUACGGCCGAGCGGAAGCCAAUAACUGGUGGCGUUAAGAGAUCCAUCCGUGAAGAAAGACGUGGCGGCGCCCACUCAAAGAAGCGGACAAACUCAACUUUCAAGAUUCACGCUUAAGCUCCAUCUUCAUGCCUUGAACAGCCAUCCACCCACACCGUUUCUCCACUGAUCAGACCACCAAUCCUCUAACACGUAUUGGACCGAAAUAGGAUACUUGCAUGGACCUCACUCCCCUGUCCGCCGUUGGAGGAGUGGUUGGGCGCAAGUGAGGUGAUCCAUUCUCAUAACACACGGCGGGUCAGGGCAACCCUAUUGUUCCUUUUCCCUCCCUUUUUUUUCCCUUAUCGACGAUUUAAUUCCGGUUUUCGCCAAUAAAUACUAUAGAGUAUCUCAGUCUACUCUUAGCUCUCGACGACACGCACCUCCCCUAAUCGAAAAACGUCAAUACCGUUUCUUCUGGACCCUAAUCCGCUUACAGUUCUUUUUUCUGCUAUGGCAGUUGACUUACAAGCAGAUUACCCAUUCUGUGCUGUCACAAAGGCUCCCUUGCCAACUGAAAUGGAGGUUGAUGGAGGAGAGGGAGGCAAAGUGAUCGUAAACAAAGAACAUUCCUCAAUAUCGUCACACGAACUACCGAAUAAUGAUGUUGCCUCGCCGGAACGCCGCCGGAAACGCUUACUGCUAUCCACGGAAAGCGCGUUCGUCGACAAUGUGCUCUCAUCCCUCGUUCAACAUCCUGACAUCGAGUUGCGGCUAAUUACGGACGAACCAUCCGCGCUUCUCUCCGGUGCGAACAAGGUUCCCCACUAUAUGGACACGGUAGAUACUCAGACUUUUGAGAAGAAGACGGGUGCUCGGAGAUGGCUGAAGGCUAAGGCUGCGGAGCUUUGCGAAUGGGCGGAUAUGCUACUAGUUGCUCCCAUAGAUGCUGGAACGCUGGGAUCGAUGCUGUAUGGCCUGACCAAUACAUUAACCCUUGCACUUCUUCGUGGUUGGAUAUCUACCAAGCCUGUCGUCCUUAUACCGGGUAUGACUGUUUCAGAAUGGCAUCACCCGUUGAACACUAGACAGCUCAGGGAAGUAGACCAAUAUUGGCCUUGGGUGAGCGUGGUUACGCCUGUUCUGAUGAAGUCCAAUAACCCUGAGGAGCUCGUGCAGCUUCCUUGGGGUGGUUUGAAAGAACUUCAUGAUACAAUCGAAAAGACCUUAGGCUUGUCUUUUUCUCAUCAUCUAACUGAACCCAAUCAGCCAUCCGAAAUUUCGAAAAUUGCUUCUUUAGGAGAGAAAGCAUCUACAAGUGUGGGUGCUACGGCUUCACGACAUACUGUGUAUCGGUCAGAUAAAGGCGCACGGUCUCUACCAAUGGAAUUGUGGCUAAAUGUCUUCGAGGACCACCUACGAGACUGGGAAAUCGCAAAGGCGGUUGGUAUUCCGACAAAUCUCCCGGUUCCUAAGGAAUGGCAGAGCCAUCUCCUCAAGAUGUCGGCUCCUGCCUCCUUGGAGUAUACAAUUCUCCGGGGUUCCUCUGCUGCGAUCAAGAAACGCAUCGACAGUUUGCCACGGUGGAAGCCACUUUCUGAUCUCGCUUGCCACCUAAUCUUCAAAUUCUCACGAACCGACAUUCUUUCCUACCUUACAGAGCACCACCUUGACCUUCUGUGGACAACAUCUCGUCUUACUAAUUUACCAUACCGUGCAUCUGCAAUCUACGGAAAUCCUAACAUCCUAACUUGGUGGCGCGAUGCUCCCGCUCUUCCUACUAAGGAGCAUAAAGCCGACGCAAUGGACGGUGCGUCUCGUGCUGGAUUUAUCAGCGUUCUCGAAUGGUGGCGCACCUCUGGCCUCGAACUUCGAUACACUGAACGUGCGCUCGAAUCGGCCAGCGCGGAAGGCCGCAUAGGCGUUUUAGACUGGUGGAAGAACGCUUCAGUAAAUGCAUCCCCAUCGAACCCCAUCCCUCUCAAAGUUGGCAAAUCCGUUCUCCUAGCCGCCCAAUCCGGUCGUACUGCUUCCCUCGCCUGGUGGGACGCCUCUGGCAUACCAUACAGCCAUGCCGAAUCAGUCGCCCGCAUUGCCAGUACACAUGGCCAUGUUCACGUGCUCGAUUUCUGGUACCGACUCAAAGGUGCUAAGAUGAUCUUCGAUUCGCAGGUCCUUGUCGGACCCACAAAGAACGGACACGACAAUGUCCUUGAAUGGUGGCGACGGAGCGGUCUCCGCGUCGAGUUCAAGACAUGUGAUAUUGAAGAGGCCCUCGAAGACGCGGAUCCCUCGUCUGGCGCCGAAGAAAGAGUCCGGCGGUGGUGGGCUCGCAAUGGGCUCAAUCUGGGCGUGGGGACAAGCGAAUGGAUGAAAACAAAAGUGUUGUGAUUGUACUUGUUAGGGAUCUUUCCCCCUCUUCUUUCCGCUUUGUAUAUUUGGUUUGAUUCAAAUUUCUGUUGUUAAAAAUACCCCCCAUCUGGCUUUGCGGAUUACGGAGCAUAACUGGUUACGCAUAUUAUAUAGACAUAGUUCACAUUACCGAAUGAGUUUGCCCGGAA
This is a messenger RNA of Aspergillus alliaceus, 2663 nucleotides long. RefSeq lists its product as uncharacterized. The record is from RefSeq and is a predicted model, not a curated record. Gene Ontology annotation, cellular component: phosphopantothenoylcysteine decarboxylase complex. Gene Ontology annotation, molecular function: phosphopantothenoylcysteine decarboxylase activity; FMN binding. Gene Ontology annotation, biological process: coenzyme A biosynthetic process. Lineage: Eukaryota; Fungi; Ascomycota; Eurotiomycetes; Eurotiales; Aspergillaceae. The transcript has a single exon. Bases 616 to 2493 code for a protein of 625 amino acids.